UGAUAUGAAAAGAGUUUUAAAUGCAGAGAAGUUUGAAAAUUUUGCAGUAGAAAGAGUUAAGGAAUCUGAACCAUUUGUAACUGUUGACAACAAGGAGAAGAAUUUCAUAGUUUUUAUUACGGUCAUUGUGGUGUUGGUUUUCAUAUUGACCAUUACGAUGAUUCUAUUUUAUGCAAGUAAUCGCAGAUAUACCAGGAAAUUAAGAGCAGCUAAAACCACUACAAAUCCAUCAGAUGAAAUAGCUGAAGAUGCAUUCCCUGGAACCAAUUUGUUUUCAGAUGGACAGAUUAAUCCAUUAUACAACAAUUUCGAUGAAAAUGACAUGGGUAGUCCCUUACCAGACAAAGAGAGUUUGUAUUCAGACACUAACAAUGAAUUUGAUGGUAUGUAUCAUAAAAAUAUCAAUGCUGUACCAAACAAUCUUUACAACUUUGAUGGUGACACAGCAUUUCCAAUGCCAGCAGACAACUCCAAAUUAGAUCUGGACAGUGUUAUCAAAGAACGUGAUGCAGAAAUGAACAAGAUAAACAAUAAUUCUACAGUUCUUUACGGUAAUUCAGAAGAUGAGCCAGAGGUUGAAGCUACUGAAGUAUAACAAGCUAAAUAUUUUAUUUACUUGUGAAUGUAAAAGAAAAUGAAAAAAAUUGCAUCAAUAAUUGAUUAGAAAAAUAUAUUCAUGUAUGCGUACGUAU
Messenger RNA from Octopus bimaculoides (California two-spot octopus), 692 nucleotides. RefSeq names its product cadherin-87A. The record is from RefSeq and is a predicted model, not a curated record. Gene Ontology annotation, molecular function: calcium ion binding. Lineage: Eukaryota; Metazoa; Mollusca; Cephalopoda; Octopoda; Octopodidae. Gene Ontology annotation, biological process: homophilic cell-cell adhesion. Gene Ontology annotation, cellular component: cell-cell junction; plasma membrane.